Messenger RNA from Rodentolepis nana, 4536 nucleotides. The record is from the annotation of a GenBank genome assembly. Lineage: Eukaryota; Metazoa; Platyhelminthes; Cestoda; Cyclophyllidea; Hymenolepididae.
AUGAUAUUCAGUUUUGGUUACCUAGAGAGGCGUCUUCAUGACUUUCAAGUAUUCGAACUGCUUGGAAGAGGCGGUUUCGCCCAAGUUUAUCGCGCAAAAUCUGUUAUCACAGGCCAAGAAGUUGCUAUCAAGAUGAUUGAUAAGAAGUACAUGUAUCAACACGGUCUCACACAUCGGGUUCAGCGAGAAGUCGAAAUUCAUAGUCGCUUGAAACACCCCUCUAUCCUAGAGUUGUAUACUUGCUUUGAGGACGCCAACUAUGUCUACCUGGUUCUUGAGGUUUGUGACAAUGGUGAGCUUCAGGCCUAUAUUCGCCAGAAUGGACCUGUCUCUGAGGAUAUGGCUCGGCAUUACAUGAAGCAAAUCGUCAAUGGUCUGCUGUACCUUCACUCCCAUAAAAUUCUCCACAGAGAUCUGACGCUUGCGAAUCUACUGCUUACGAAGGACAUGAAAGUUAAAAUUGCUGACUUUGGCCUGGCCACUUUGAUAGAACCGGGGGAAAAUCAUAACACCAUGUGUGGCACACCAAAUUAUAUCUCGCCUGAAGUGGUCAGUCGAGGUCAGCAGGUGUUAGAGACGGAUGUUUGGUCGCUGGGCAUUAUGCUUUACACUUUAGUGGUGGGGCAUCCCCCCUUUGAUACUCGUGAGGUACGUAGUACUCUAAAUCGAGUGUUAGCUGGUAACUACGAAAUGCCCAGCCACCUCUCUCCCGAAUGCACAGACCUCAUCAUUUGCCUCCUUCGCCAACAACCUCAAGAUCGCAUCAAACUCGCCGAAAUGAUCCAUCAUCCUUUCAUCACGAGAAUGAGUGAUGGUGGCACUCCGCGGAAUAAAAUGGAGCGUUCAAGAGAUAGUGGAUUUGACUCGAUAACCCGAACUUCCAUUGUCGCCCUACAAUCCAAUCAAUCACAGAAAAGUAUCAAUGUCUCGGCAGCGUCAAGUAGCCGUCAUUCUUUGCCUUUUCGAUCGGGGACUAAUAUCCUUCCACCUCUACGCCCAUCCUCGCGUAUUUCAUCAUUGGAUACUGCUCGUAGGCGCUUAACCCCAACAGGCUCUCUUCAGCAUCUCUUGCCUCCCUCUAAAAGCUUGUCUGGCCUCUCAAUAGCCUCUACCAACACUAGUUUAACAUCAACGCAUUCACAGUGUCGUUCUAUAUCUGCUGGAAGUCUGAAACCUCCACAUCGACCAACGCCUCUCUUAUCUCCUCUCACAUCGCGCAGGUUGAGACCCAUGAGGACUAAGACUCGUAUGGCUGUGAUAAACAUUCUUGCUGAUGAGUCUGUGUGUCUAGAAUUCUUUGAGCCUCCUUCACCGACCCAAAAGCAGCCAACAGGAAAGGAACAGCAGCUAGUUGUCGAGGUGAUGGGGAUCUCACCGGACGGAAACGUGGUAGUGAUCUAUUACCCCAAUGGAGGACGUGGGGUGCCUCCUAAUUCCGAUUCCCCGGUGUCGGCCUAUGAAGGUGACACCUGCAAAGUAUACCGACUGGCUCAACUUCCUGAGAAAUAUUGGAAAAAAUAUCAGUUUGUGUCCAGGUUCAUCAGCAUGGCCAAGAUGCACACUCCCAAAGUAACUCUCUACACUAGUCGCGCUAAAUGCAUUCUUAUGGAGCGAGUUGAGCCCCAGGCGGAGUUUGAGUUGGAGUUGUUAGCUGAUGGAAGUCGCGUCACCUGUUUAGGUGGUGAACAUGCUGGAAACGUGCAAGUUAUCUCCCCAGUAAAUGGCACGUUUACGGUGAAUCAGAAGCAACCAACGGAUAAUCUGCCUUCCUGUAUCAGAGACCUCAUCACAUAUGCCGAGAAGUGCCGACGUCGAUGUAUUGAAAUUGAGUCCUCAUUAGAGAAAUUCAGUAGAGACGUAUCUCCAUUGGAUCCCGAAAGUACAUCACCCUUUCCGGUUAUUAUCGGUCGUCGGCCAAAUAUAGCUGUCACCUCCAAACCCCUUUCAAGACCUCUAAUUCCAUCUUCUCCAUGUUUAUCCAAACUCGUUGCUAAUUGCAGAAACAUAGCAAACUCAAACGAUCACAAUCACCGUUCUACGUCACAACAGCGUGAUCCAAUCUUUGUUCCCUCUGUUGGUUGGGUCUCCCAGCCUUCUUCCGAAGAACUUCAAGUUCAAUUCAACGAUGGUGCUCGACUUGUUGUCGUCUAUACCACAGCAACCGUACACAGCAUUCGAUACCAGCCCCCUUUACAAAACGGCCAAGACGUUGAGGAACAGGUAUAUUCCACUGUCUCUUCUACCAAUCCUCUCCCACCAGAUGUGCGAAGUAGAUUGGAGGACGGGUUGCUUUCUAUCUGGACGGGAGAUCUGAAACCGAAAAGACUGAUGCAGUUAAAAAUUGAAGAAAAAUCUCAUCCAGGAAGAAGAAAAUGGUACACAGAUUUUAUAUUUCUCUACGAUAUUGGGAAGAUUAUAGCAAGUACUGGGGACAGAGAACUCGAAUUUUAUGAGAUGACCACGUUCAAAUUCUAUUUCUGCAUCAACAAUCUGGAUACUGUCCCUAUGUGCCUAUCAUAUGGGAAAUUACAAGAUAUCAAUCAAAAUGCUCUCAUAUGGGGUGAUUCCAACGGAUGCAUAAGCAUUCUCCAACUUACUGAUCUUGCUGACUUGCUACGUCAGUGGCGUUCGAUGCAGUUGAAAAAUGCAAUUCCAACCAUGAGCAUCAGUUCUAUCAUCAUGAAUGAGACAGUUUCCUUCGUUCGUUGGAAAACUCACGAUGAGUGGGUUGCCAAGGUCUGGGACCUAAACGGUCAGAUUUGCCAGACACCACUUUCCACAAAAAUCUGUCCCAAAAACCAAGUCGAUGUACAGUGCUGCAACUUCUCUCAGACUACACGUUCACUUGUCAUCGUCACGGACAAAGCGUACCUUUUACGACUUAGGUCCAACCAUUUAGCAGAGGAGAGAAAUUGGAAUGAGACUCAUCAAUCUUGGGAGUAUUUUUCCGGAUGUCUUUUUGGAAACCCAUCGCAACCUAAUUCAUCUAUGAUGAAGAGUAUGAAAACGCGAGAUCGUCUUCUUUGGGAACCUGUUCGCUCGCAUAAAUUAGGGGUUAGUCUCUGCAAAUACAACGCAUCUUUCAACCACCUUAUCACUGCAGGUGUUGAUUCAAGUAUUAGAGUUUGGAAUUUCAGCACAGGUCAGUUGAUUUCGGAAAUCACAGACGCGCAUUGCGGGGAACAAAUCACAUGCAUGUGUUUUGAUCUCACCGAAAGACGCCUCAUAACUGGUGGAAGAGAUGGCUACGUGAGAAUUUGGAAUCAUAACUCUGGAGCCUGUCUCAUGGAAGUCGAGCCAAAAUCGAAAAAUGGCGAAGGCUUCAUCAUCUCUGCAGUUGAAUGCAAAAUCAUUGGGACUGGAAGAUAUAUUGUUGUGGUUGGAUGGAAUCCAAGAAUCUGCCUUUAUCUCGACGACCUAGAAACAUUCUUGAAUGAAGCCAAUCACGAAAUUAAGCAACACUUGCUCCCACAUUGGCGUGAUGAUAAGGACACUUCAGUUGAAAUUCAGGAAGACAUUUGCGCGAUGGCCAUCUCACGCUCCUCUAAUCUCCUUGCUACUGCUGACUUCAUUGGUGAGAUCUGCGUGUGGGAUGCUGUCAGCGGGCACGUUCUGAAACGCCUUGAAAAACCAGAUGAUCGUAAAGGCGGAAACAUAAGUGGCUUAUUGUUCCUCGAAAGUCGUGAGAAGAACAAGAAUGGGGCAUGUCUCGUAUCCUGUGGUCCAUCAGACACUAUUCAUUUUUGGUCCAUCCAUGCUGAUGCACCUGAAUUUGCCGCAUUCCACUCCUCAUCCAUGGAGAAAGUGGCACCAACAAGAGUAGCUAUUGGGCAAGUAUGUGAGGACGGAAGGUUAGUGGAUUCAUAUCUAUUUACUUCGGAUGAAAUGGGAUGGGUUCAGGUUUGGAAUAUCAGGCACUACGCACUUUCGGGUCCGGAAAUGAACCAACCCCCAAAGUUGUAUACGUGGAGAUGCCACACGGCUUCUGUCACUGGGAUUGAAGCAAUUAAUGACAGGAAGCUACUGGUGACCACAUCAUGGGACUUUUGCGCCCGUCUGUGGACAUGGCGAGGCUGCUUCAUAGGUACAUUUGGACAACCAAUUAAAUGGGAUAUUCCUCGUAUCGUUUCUUUGGCAGUUAGUCAGAUGGGACCAUUUGACGUGCUGGUUAAUCCAAAAACCCAAAUCGUGCCAGAAUAUCAAAGUAUCAAUGCGAAUAUACUCAAGAAAAAUGUCAAUACACUGUCAAGGAGAAGGUGGGGAGGUGUGGUCUUCGAUGGUUACUCAGAAGAAUUAUUUGGCGAAACAUGGUUCAAGAGCAAAGAAAUUAAUAAUAUAAUUGGAAAUGCUAUGCAACAUCCUGAGGACUUGUACAAGGAAGCAAAGAUCAGCAAAGUCGUUAAUCCUGCAUCAAUUGGAACUGGUUUGUCGGUCAAUGAAUCGCAUCUAAGAAUAUUUAAUCGACUUUUAGUUUACCCAUUGGACCCGGAGUGCUCAUCAAAGUGGCUCAGAAAUAGUCACAUUCUGAACCAGUAA